Messenger RNA from Cannabis sativa, 3379 nucleotides. RefSeq names its product probable LRR receptor-like serine/threonine-protein kinase At1g07650. The record is from RefSeq and is a predicted model, not a curated record. Gene Ontology annotation, biological process: protein phosphorylation. Lineage: Eukaryota; Viridiplantae; Streptophyta; Magnoliopsida; Rosales; Cannabaceae. The coding region runs from base 145 to 3177 and encodes 1010 amino acids. Gene Ontology annotation, molecular function: protein binding; ATP binding; protein kinase activity. The transcript is spliced from 24 exons.
GUCAAAUCAAACUAACAAAUAAACAUAUAAUAUUAUAUGUGUAAUAAACUAUAACCUCAGUGAAGUGGACAAAACUCCUCAAUUAAUAUCUUCUUCUUCUUUGUUCUUUUGAACAAUUGAGUUUUUAGCCAAAACAAAAACUGAAUGAAAAUGGGUAAUACCAAAACCAUUAUACUCCAUGAUGUAAUUGUAUUCCUACUACUUCUUCUUUGCAUGGAAAUGGGUUCCAUCCAAUAUUCCACAGCUCAACCUGGAAAUGGAAUACUUCUUCUUCCCACUUCUGAAGUGAAAGCCAUUAGAGAAAUAGCAGCACAGUUGAAUAAGAAAGACUGGAAUUUCAGUGAUCCAUGUAGUAACAAAACAACCAUUGAAAGGCCUCAUACUGAUCAGUACUUCAACACUAUCAUCUGUAAUUGUUCCAUCUCUGCAAAUGUAUGCCACCUCCAAUCCAUCACAUUUGUAGGACAGGAUCUUGAUGGGGUGCUUCCACCAUCUGUGGCAAAGCUACAAUAUCUUAAGCAACUUAAUUUGGGGCAGAACUACCUCAGUGGUACAAUACCUAGUGAAUGGGCUUCUACAAAGUUGGAAACACUGGUUCUCAGUGUCAACAAUUUAACAGGACCAAUACCAAGCUUUUUGGGAAGAAUAACUACUCUCAAAGCUUUGGGUCUGGAGAGCAACUCUUUUUCUGGAACAAUUCCCCCUGAGUUUGGAAAUUUGGUUAACAUGGAGAUUAUCUUUCUUAGUGCUAAUAAUCUCACCGGAACAUGGCCUGCAACUUUCGCUAACAUGACUAAUUUAAAAACUCUUAGGAUUAGCAGCAAUAACUUUACUGGAAGACUACCGGAUAUUUUCAGGAGUUGGAAACAACUUCAGAAUUUUGAGUUACAAGGAAGUGGUUUUGAAGGGCCAAUUCCAUCUAGUAUUUCGGUCUUGAAUAAUUUGUUGACACUAAGGAUUAGUGACUUGAAAGGCGAGAGCUCGGAAUUUCCAGACUUAAGAAGCAUGAACAACAUGCAGAAAUUAAUGUUGAGAAGCUGCAAUAUAAGAGGAAGAAUUCCUGACUAUAUAUCUACAUUGACAAAUCUGGUGACUUUAGACCUUAGCUUUAACAGAUUGGAAGGGACUAUUCCGAAUUUUGCAAAUAUAAUGGGAUUGAGCACAAUAUUUCUGACAAGUAACCAGCUGACGGGGCUCAUCCCGGACUGGAUCAGUAGUAGAGAUAAUCGAUAUGCAAUAGAUCUUUCUUACAAUAAUUUUACUAAAAUUUCCGGUCCACCAGCUUGCCGAGAAACCUUCAAUCUGUUUAGAGCUUUUUCGCAGCAAAGCAACAAAUUACUCGCCCCGUGCUUGAAUCCAUGUUCAAAAGACCGAUAUUCGGUGCAUAUAAACUGUGGUGGCAAAGAAGUUUCCAUUGGAAACAUCAAGUAUCAAGCCGAUGAAGAUGUAGGAGGUAGUGCAAAGUUCUUCCAGAGUCCAGCUGAUUGGGGAUUUAGCAGCACUGGUGACUUUUGGGAUAUUUGGAGUAGCACAAAAGACCACAUAGCAAACAAUGCAUCUGUUCUCCGAAUGAAGAAUUCAGAGUUGUAUACAACUGCUCGCCUCUCUCCUCUCUCGUUGACAUACUAUGCUCGGUGUCUAGCAAAUGGACCUUAUACUGUCAAACUUCACUUUGCAGAGAUAAUAUUAAGGGACAACAGAUCAUAUUACAGUGAUGGUAGCCGAAUGUUUGAUGUUUAUGUCCAGGGAAAACUAAAGUUGAAGGACUUUGAUAUCGAAAAAGAGGCAAAGGGAGUUGAUAAAGAAGUGAUUAGGAACUUUACUGCAAUGGUGACUGAUAAGACAUUGGAUAUUCGUUUUCAAUGGGCGGGGAGAGGGACAACAAAUGUUCCGAGGCGAGGGAUGUAUGGUUCUCUUAUUUCAGCUAUAUCUAUGGAGUCUAAUUUCAAACCUCCGGAUGAACACAGGAGCACGAAAAUUAUUGUUGCUGGGGUUGUUUCUGCAUUGCUCCUUAUUCUCAUGAUCUUAGUUAUUCUUUGGUGGAAAGGCUAUUUCGAAGGCAAGCCAUCAAGGGAACAAAUUUUGAAAGGAUUAGACUUGCAAACUGGUUUCUUUUCAUUUAGACAAAUUAAAGCGGCCACUAAUAACUUUCAUCCCGAAAAUAAGAUCGGUGAAGGUGGCUUUGGAUCCGUAUUCAAGGGUGUGCUGUUAGAUGGUACUCUCAUUGCAGUUAAACAACUAUCUUCGAAAUCAAAGCAAGGAAAUCGAGAAUUUGUUAAUGAAAUAGGCAUGAUUUCGGCUUUACAACACCCGAAUCUUGUCAAAUUGCAUGGAUGUUGUAUCGAAGGAAAACAACUAUUGUUGGUGUAUGAGUACAUGGAAAACAAUAGCCUUGCUCAUUCUUUAUUCGGUGGACAUGAAGGUGCGGCGAAAUUAGACUGGCAAAUGAGGCAGAAGAUCUGUAUUGGGAUUGCGAAAGGUUUGGCUUUCCUGCACGAGGAAUCGCCACUGAAAAUUGUUCAUAGGGACAUUAAAGCAAACAAUAUACUACUUGAUAAGGACCUUAAUCCUAAAAUUUCGGAUUUUGGUCUUGCUAAACUAGAUGAAGAAGAGAACACUCACAUUACCACCAGAGUUGCUGGAACCAUAGGAUACAUGGCACCAGAGUAUGCAUUAUGGGGUUAUUUAACAUUCAAAGCAGAUGUUUACAGCUUCGGAAUAGUUGCACUUGAACUCGUGGCUGGAAUAAACAAUAUGAAAUUUCGCCCAAAUGAAGAUUAUGUUUGUCUUCUAGAUUGGGUUCUUGUUUCGCAACAAAAAGGAAACUUAAUGGGAGUGGUGGAUCCCAAGUUGGAAUCCGAGUUCAACCACGAAGAAGUAUUUCGAAUGAUUAAAGUAGCUUUGUUAUGUACUAAUCCCUCACCAGCGCUUCGGCCAACCAUGUCAGCAGUAGUGAGCAUGCUCGAAGGCCGCACACUUGUUCACGAACUGAUUAUGGAUCCAAGUGUUUAUGGCGAUCAAUCGAGAUUCAAGGCCUUAACAGAAUACAUUGAUCACCUCAGAAGUCCGAGUUCGAAAGAACCUGCUCAGCAGAGCUUCUUUUUUUCAUCUGAAGCUUCGAGGUUAGGCCGUUCCUCUUCGACAGCCCCGUCUACAUCAAAUAGCAACCAAACAUAAACUCAACAGAAUCCAUCAGAGUGCUAAACUACAUUCAUUAAUUCGUUCAAUUGUACAUAACAAACUAAAUUGAAGAUGUAGCUUUGGAUUUUGUCCGUUUUGGAGACAAAUCCGGUUAUGUAGUUUAGGUUCGGUUUUAUGUGGAAUUGGAUUGGAUUGGUUGAUAAUUGUCCGAAACGAAAUAAAGUUUUUUCUAUAUCUA